GAUAAUGGCAGGUUCAAGCUCAUUUGAGCCCUGUGAACGCGUCGACGGUCCCCAAGCCUGGCAGGAGUAUCGCCAGGGAGGUGAUCAAGGCAGCGUAGCGGGCCUAGACGGGCAUAAUAGCCCAAAAGAGGGUCUGUUCGAGGACGGAAAUAACCGUCGGCAACGGGGCCUGUUGCAUAAGAAGAGCGCGAGUGAGCAACCGGUUUACCGAUCUCACCAGCGCUCAGGCAGCAGUAGGCGAGAACGACUGCCAUUUUUCGGCAGGAAGGCCACCUCGAAAACGCCGGACGAACAAUCUCCAGUUGAAGCACGUGCCACCAAGGCGGGCGACUCUCUUCGUCGAAGGCGACUCUUCCGUUCGCACACUUACCCUUUUGGUCGUAACUUCCACAGACACUCGCCGCGUACUGGAGGCUCGGACUCCAAGAUUGGUUCGGCUCUUCAGAACCUCUUUUGGCCAGGACGGUCCAAGGAAGAAGAAGAAAGACCGGCACCAUCGAGAUUGACCCUUGCUGACCCGUUCUUAAUCAGCGUGCCUCCCCUUACCAUUGCUCCCUUAUCCACCCACUUCCCCAGUUCCUACGAACAUCGUCGAGCUCAAGUCUUACCGUUUGCACAAGGUGUUUGUGGAUCUCCCACAGGCUACUACUGGGAUCCUUCCUCCCCCCUCUCUCCACCCUUCAUCCACACUCCACCUCAAUUUCCUCCGGUGAAUUUCCAUUCCCCUGGAAACCCUCUCGGUCCUCCCAUCACGCCUGUCUCUCCUACUGAGUGUUUUCCAGCAUUUGAUUGUGAGUCUCCAGGUGCCCAACCUACUCUCCCCUUGGUACCCUUGGACGCUGGGAAUCAUCCUAGUCCCGAGACCUUCAUCCGGCCCCGCCAGCCUUCUAUCUGUCAACAACCAGUUGAUUCCCCCAUUGGCUUACAAGAUCAUCCGCUACCCUCAGAGCAUUCCGAUUCCACCAUGGAUCCCUCACGUGGAUCGCGCUUUCUGGACCCGGCGGUGGCUGCCCUCUCCAAACAUAAGGCCGAAGCCAUAAAGCUUGCUCGUGAACAGGGUGUUGCUGUCCGAGAGAUGUGCCGCAGAGCCAAAACAAACACACCCCCUUAUGAAUUCGAGGAGUUGAUCGGAAAGGGCUCAUACGGACGCGUCUACAAAGGCCACCAGCUUCCCUCCAGUAAGGUCGUUGCCAUCAAGGUGAUGGAUAUUGAUUCUGUGGACUAUCAAACUGUUCGUGACUUCAGAGAUGAGUCAAUCAAGGACUUUAUCCACGAAAUUAGGGUGAUGAAGCAGGUCAAGGAUGCGGGUGCGAGGAACAUCAACGAACUAAUCGAGGCAAUCUCCAUCCACUCACAACUGUGGCUGGUUUGCGAAUACUGCCCUGGUGGUAGUGUUAGAACCUUGAUGCGAGCGACCGGCGACCGGCUUGAGGAAAAGUUUAUCAUCCCUAUCGCUCGAGAGCUUGCUGCUGGGUUACGCGCCAUUCAUGAUGCCGGCGUCAUCCACAGAGAUAUUAAAGCUGCCAAUAUCUUGAUCCACGAGGAGGGAAGGCUGCAAAUUUGUGACUUUGGUGUCGCCGGAGUGCUUCAAUCUCAGAUGGACAAGCGGUCCACUUGGAUUGGGACACCACACUGGAUGCCGCCCGAGAUGUUUGCGACUCGCGGUGAAGCCCACAAGUACGGUAGUGAGAUUGAUGUUUGGGCCUACGGCUGUACCUUGUUUGAAUUUGCCACGGGCAAUCCCCCUAACUCGAAUCUUCGCGAACGUAUGCAGAUCGGCAGACAGAUCACUCGCAACACUCCGAAGCUGGACACCGAUAAAUAUAGCGACGGUCUUAAGAGCAUCGUUUCAUUUGCCCUGGAAUCCAACCCGGUCACUCGCCCUGGUAUGGCAGAUAUAUUGACACACCCUUACGUUGCUGAUACUGAGGACGCAUAUCCUACUGCGUCCCUCAGCGAGCUGGUUCGCAUCUAUUAUCAAUGGUCACAGCGUGGUGGUCAGCGCAUUUCUCUCUUCCACCCUGGAGGUGCUGCUGCAGCAGAAAUCCCCGGCAGUAAACAAGAUUAUGAAGAGGACUGGAACUUUAGUACGACAGAUGGUUUUGAGCGUCGCUUCUCAGUUAUUGAUCUUGACCAACUGGCCGCCUCUCUGGCGGAGAUGGAAGAUCAAAUAAGUCCAACCACGGUGCCUAGCUCGGAUCAUGAAUCAUCUGAGGACGGAUCGGACAAGGACAUGACGCCGGAGGACAAAGCAAACUUUGACGAGCGUGUGCGUCGGGGAGCUGCGGCGAUGGAGGGUCUCUUCGAUGAAGACAAGCCAAGUUACAAGUAUGAAACCAAGAAUGACUUCGUCCCAAUCGAGCCAAAAGCCCCUACGUCGGAUCUUCCGCUUCGCACUGAUACCGAUCGAUCAUCAGUCACCUCGACAUUUAUUGAUAUUGACAUUGGCUCCUUUGAUUCUUCACACUAUGCUGCCGGAGCAACCUCAGCCCAGCCAUUUCAACUUGCCGAUGCGGAUACUAUUCGAGCGAAUCGGACGAGUGGGCGUCAGCACCGGAACUCUGUUGAAGGCCGUUCGCGUUCGUCCAGCAGCGGUGUGAGUAGCAACCGGGGCUCCGAAGAUAUGACAUUCCAGCCCCAGACUGGGCCUCGUCCUCCUACAAUGGACUGGAAGUUUCCUGUGUUCAUGCAACCUCCAACGGAGGAGGCUGAGCCAGCCAGCCCACCAGAACCAGAGACGAAGCCGGCUGAGCCCGACACAUCCGAUAAACGAGCAACUAUGGAAUGGACAUUCCCCGUCAUGACAGCUCCAGCAAAUGAUGGGGGCGCCAGCAGCGACAGCUUUACGGAUGCUAGCCAGUAUGAUACACUGAAGGCACCGAUUGUGGAGAGCCAGCCUUCAGCCACAGUCCGGCGCUCUAGUAUUGGUGAGCCCGGGGACUCCCGGCCAUCUACGUCUCGAUCCGGCGAGUCCAAUGGAUCUGAGACUGACUAUGACCCCUUCCGCUUUGAUCGACCUUCCACACCACCCAGUCAGGCGCCCGCGGACCCAAAAAGUCCUGAAUAUCCCCAGUUGCUGAAUACGUUCAAGUAUCCUAACUACGACCAGUCCAUCAUUAUGGACGGCCCUGGUCCAGAUGAAGAAGAGGAGACGGAUGACGUGUGGCAGAAGCCUUCUGAGAACACGGACGAUCCCUCUUUGUCUGAACCCUUCCCGACCGCAAUCCCCACUAAAAGCGUCGACCUCAGCCUCCCCUUCGUCCCGUCUGCUAGUUCCUCCGUAUCGGACUCCUUACCUACGGCUCGGACCAAUUUUCCUUCGCUCACCACUGACGAUGGAGAGCCGAUCCUGUUCCCCGAGCUCCCUCUGCCUCAGCUUGAGCUCUUCAUGGCUGGUGCGAACGACCACGCGAUAGCUGGGGAGUUGGAUCGACUGUUAGAAAGCUUCAUUGACUCGUUGAAUUCCACCGGACAGGCUCUAUCUAGAGUCAAUCUUGGUCCGGAGGUGAAAGAGGAGGUCAAAGGAGAGGCUGAGUAGGUGGUUAGUCUGUGGCUGGUUUCAGAAAAGAACAUGUCGGACUGCUGGCGUCUUACGGUUUCUGACUGGUAAAAGCACUUGUCGUUGAGGGCUGUUGGGCAUAUUUCGGUGUUCGUGCUGGAUGAUACGGUUGAGCAAAAUGUGAUGUAAAUUGAAUUUCUGCAGUCAU
Messenger RNA from Aspergillus eucalypticola CBS 122712, 3707 nucleotides. RefSeq names its product putative serine/threonine protein kinase. Gene Ontology annotation, biological process: protein phosphorylation. The transcript is spliced from 6 exons. NCBI's taxonomy places the organism in Eukaryota, Fungi, Ascomycota, Eurotiomycetes, Eurotiales, Aspergillaceae. The record is from RefSeq and is a predicted model, not a curated record. The coding region runs from base 5 to 3538 and encodes 1177 amino acids. Gene Ontology annotation, molecular function: protein kinase activity; ATP binding.